AUGGAAUUGGCACAGGAAGCCGAACAACAAUGGCCCGAAGUAGCAAGAAUCAUUCGACAGGAUUUCUACGUAGACGAUCUCUUGACAGGAGCAAACACGAAAGAGGAGGCAAAGGAGCUAGCACACAAGGUAUCCAAAAGACAAAUACUGUCCGAAGUGACUCGGAUAUUCGAUCUGUUAGGACUUUUGGGUCCAUGCCUAAUACUCGCCAAGAUUCUGCUACAAAAAUUGUGGAUGUACAAGUUAUCUUGGGAUGAAGCAGUUCCAGCUGACUUGCAUCAUACUUGGAUAUCGUUUCAUGCUGCACAAGGGGCGUGUGGAGCAUGCACAUAUGUUACUAUAGUUCAGAAGAUCAUCAGAAUACAAGAGCUCUGUGCGGCUCUCACACUUGCACGAUUAAUGAAGAAGGUAUUAAGUUCCUUAAAUAUAGUGUUCGACAAGAUUACGUACUGGAGCGAUUCCACCAUAGUACUCAAUUGGAUACAAACGCAACCAAGCAAAUUACAAGUAUUUGUAUCAAACCGUGUCGCAGAAAUACAAGAACUAACGGAUAUUCGUAACUGGAGACAUGUACCAACAGAACAAAACCCAGCCGAUUUACUUUCACGGGGCGUAUUUCCAAAUCAACUGCGGCAAUCAGAACUCUGGUGGCACGGUCCGUUAUUUUUGUCAAAUUCAGAAGAUGAAUGGCCUGUUACACCUCAAUCAGAAGUUCCAACAAUGGAAACAAGACGUACGGUUGGUGCAGUUAAACGCAUCCAGCCAGCUAGAUCAUUCAUAUUUGAAAUUAGCAAUAGCCUAAGGCGUUUGAUUCGAGUAGUAGCAUAUUGCAGGCGUUUUUUGAAUAACUACAAAUUUCGAAGUAGAUCUGAGUCAACAUGUCUAACAGCUACCGAGCUGAAGGAUUCAUUACACAAUCUUGCGAAGCUAGCUCAAGAGGACUCCUUUCCAACCGAAAGGCGAAUACUUCUGCAAGGAGAAUCCAUUACGAACGGAAAAUUAGCAGCACUCAAUCCGUUCAUUGGUCAGGACGAUCUGAUACGUAUAGACGGAAGAUUAAGAAACUCAGAGUUCCACUCAGAUAAAAGGCAUCCCAUCGUUUUGUCGGCAGAUCAUCAAUUUACAAGGCUAUUAUUCAAAAACGAACACGUGACUUUAUUACAUGCAGGACCACAACUACUCUUGAGCUCAAUUCGUGAGCAGUUCUGGCCGAUCGGAGGCAGAAAUUUAGCUCGAAAGACAGUACAUGAUUGCAUUAAAUGUUUCCGGAGCGAUCCCAAGCAGUCGACAACUCCAAUGGGAGAGUUGCCCAAAUCGCGCGUAUCUCAGACAAUGCCUUUUCACAACACGGGAGUGGACUAUGCAGGUCCUUUCAUAGUAAGAGAUAGAAAAGGGAGAGGGAGCAAAACGAGCAAGGCAUUCGUAUGUUUGUUCGUUUGCUUCGCGACUAAAGCGCUUCAUCUGGAAUUGGUAUCUAACUUAACGUCAGAGGCAUUCAUCGCUGCACUUAGACGGUUUUCGGCUCGACGCGGUAAACCUGCACACAUAUAUUCCGAUAACGGAAUGAACUUUGUCGGAGCAAACAGGGAAUUAAGAGAGUUAGCGCAAUUGUUAACGGACAAUGCGGAAUCAAUCGAAAAAACUAUAAAUGAAAUCGGCAUUAGUUGGCACUUUAUACCUGCGCACUCACCACAUUUUGGCGGUCUGUGGGAGGCCGGGGUGAAGUCCACCAAAUACCACUUAAAACGCGUAGCAGACAACGCAGUCCUGACAUACGAGGAACUUUACACAUUGUUAGUUCAAGUUAAAGCGAUAUUAAACUCUCGCCCUUUAACUCCCAUGUCAUCCGAUCCCAACGAUCUUGUUCCUAUUACUCCUGCUCACUUUCUUGUUGGUCGUCCGCUCACUUCACCAGCAGAUCUUACGCUAACAGAAUUGCCAGAAUCUAGGUUGUCGAGGUGGCAAUUGGUCCAAAGGCUUCAGCAGCAUUUCUGGGCGCGGUGGAGCAAGGAAUACAUCUCAGAAUUACAACAGCGCGUGAACAAGAUGAAGUCAACCAAACCCAUCGCUGAGGGCACGAUGGUACUUAUCAAGGACAGCAAGUGA
Messenger RNA from Mycetomoellerius zeteki, 2106 nucleotides. RefSeq lists its product as uncharacterized. NCBI's taxonomy places the organism in Eukaryota, Metazoa, Arthropoda, Insecta, Hymenoptera, Formicidae. The transcript has 3 exons. Gene Ontology annotation, biological process: DNA integration. The coding region runs from base 1 to 2106 and encodes 701 amino acids. Gene Ontology annotation, molecular function: nucleic acid binding. The record is from RefSeq and is a predicted model, not a curated record.